CCGGCCGUCUCGACCCGCGCCCCACCUGCGGCGGCUCUGGCUGGACGGGCGUCGACGACCCGCCGUCGUCCUUCUUCGCGCCCGUCUCGUACAAGGGUGCCUUUGGCGCCGGCAACCUGUGGCUCGAGGACUGGUCGUACCUCGCCGAGCAGGACCGCCUCGCGACGAGCGCCUUGGAGUGCGGCGAGGAGGCGCAGGACGGCCCCUCGGGCCGCUUCGAGUACCUCUGCGGCGACCUCAGCUCGGACACGUCCCUCGUCGCGUCGACGACGUACAUCAUGUCGUGCCAGGUCUUCGUCCUGGACGGCGUCACGCUCACCAUCGAGCGGGGCACCACGAUCUACGCCAUGCCGGUCGGCAGCCCCGCCUCCGAGGCGCCCGCGCUCGUCGUCGAGCAGGGCGGCAGGCUGAUGGCCGAGGGCACGGCGGCCGACCCGAUCACCUUCACCGCCUUCAACCCGGAGGAGACGGACGACUCGACGGUCGUGACGGACACCGGCGCCAGCGUGGUGGACACCGUGCUGGAGACCCGCGGCAAGUGGGGCGGCCUCAUCCUGCUCGGCCGCGCGCCCACCUCCGCCGGCAGCUACGCCUCCAACUUCAUCGAGGGCAUCUCGGGCAGGCCGUACGGCGGGUCCGACCCGGCCGACAGCUCGGGCUCGCUCAAGUACGUGCGCGUGUGGCACGGCGGCGCCGCCAUCGGCGCCGACAAUGAGAUCAACGGCAUCACCUUUGGCGGCGUCGGCUCGGGCACGACCGUCGAGCACUGUGAGGUCGCCUUCAACCUGGACGACGGCUUCGAGUUCUUCGGCGGCACCGUCAACGUCAAGUGGCUCUCGGUCCUCUUCGUGGGCGAUGACGCCUUCGACUCGGACGAGGGGUACCAGGGCAAGGGCCAGUUCCUCUUCGCCAUGACCGGCGAGGACGGCAACCACGGCACCGAGAUGGACUCCAAGACGGGCGGCAACCUCAACUCGCAGCCCCGCUCGCACCCCGCCUUCUACUCGAUGACCAUCCUCGGCGGCGGAUCGGCCGCCUCGGGCGCCAACGCGGACGGCCUCAUGCGCCUCCGCGAGGGCACGGGCGGCAGCUUCGGCAACGUCGUCCUCGCGUACGGAUCGGGCAUCGGCGUCAGGAACGACGACUGCGGCAGCGAGAGCCGCGGCAUCACGCUGCUGCCCGAGCAGUUCCCCGACUUCCUCUUCUUCUCGCCAAACAACGUCAUCUACGGCGCCAGCACGCCCUUCAGCUACGGCUCGGGCGCGAAGACCUGCUCGAGCGCCAGCUUCGCCGCCCGCCUCGCCGACCCGGGCUUCGCGGGCGUCUCGGCCACCUGCCUCGACUACACCUGCCUCGGCAGCUCCUUCAGCCCUCUGCCCACGGCAGGCUCGGAGAUGUGCAGUGGGGCAAUCGACUCGUCCACCGACCCCUUCUACGAGGGCGUCGCGUGCAAGGGCGCCUUCGCGAGCCCGUCGGACAACUGGCUGAGCGAGUACUCGUGGCUCGCCUGCGCUGGCAAGAUGGCCGGCUCCACCUGCGCCGGCAUCGCCCCCUCCCCCUUCGCGCAGCUGCAAGCUGACGGGCAGACCAUCGCGCGCCUCGGCGGCGACGUCGACAGCGCGACCACCCUCUCGGCCGACACGUCGUACCUCCUCACGUCGCAGCUCUUCAUCUCGGCCUCGCUCACCAUCCCGCCCGGCACCACGAUCUACGCGAUGCCGACCGGCCAGGCUCCAGGCGAUGUCGCCCCGGCCAUCGUCGUCGAGCAGGGCGGCAGGCUGAUUGCCGAGGGCACGGCGGUCCGGCCGAUCACCAUGACCACCGUCCUCUCGGAGGCGGCGCUUGCCUCCUCGGAGCAGGCCCAGACAGACACCGCCAACCCCGGCCUCACCAACCUCGGCGAGCGCGGCAAGUGGGGCGGCCUCGUCCUGCUCGGCCGCGCGCCCACCUCCGCCGGCAGCUACGCCUCCAACUUCAUCGAGGGCAUCUCGGGCAGGCCGUACGGCGGGUCCGACCCGGGCGACAGCUCGGGCUCGCUCAAGUACGUGCGCGUGUGGCACGGCGGCGCCAUCAUCGGCGCCGACAAUGAGAUCAACGGCAUCACCUUUGGCGGCGUCGGCUCGGGCACGACCGUCGAGCACUGCGAGGUCGCCCUCAACCUGGACGACGGCUUCGAGUUCUUCGGCGGCACCGUCAACGUCAAGUGGCUCUCGGCCCUGUUUGUGGGCGACGACGCGUUCGACGUCGACGAGGGGUACCAGGGCAGCGGCCAGUUCCUCUUCGCCAUGGUCGGCGUCGACGGCAACCACGGCACCGAGAUCGACUCGAAGACGGGCGGCAACCUCAACUCGCAGCCCCGCUCGCACCCCGCCUUCUACUCGAUGACCAUCAUCGGCGGCGGCACCCGCUCCGCACGAGACUCGAACGCCAUCAUGCGCCUCCGCGAGGGCACGGGCGGCAAGUUCGGGAACGUCAUUCUGGCCAACGCGGGCGGGCAGCACACGGGCGUCGAGGUCCGCGACUGCGGCUCGGAGACGCGCACCCAGGACCUCCCCGCGCCGUCCGUCUCGAUCGGCCAGGUCGGCACCCCAGACUCGGGCUACCUCUUCUUCUCCAAGAACAACGUCGUGGCCGGCGCCAACCCGCCCUUCUCCUUCGACAGGGGCUGCCCCGACGAGGGGUGGCAGGCAGUGUACGCCGACCCGGGCAUCUACGGCUGCUUCUACGAGGACGGCUGCGGCGGCGGCGGCUCCGGCCGUCUCGACCCGCGCCCCACCUGCGGCGGCUCUGGCUGGACGGGCGUCGACGACCCGCCGCCGUCCUUCUUCGCGCCCGUCUCGUACAAGGGUGCCUUUGGCGCCGGCAACCUGUGGCUCGAGGACUGGUCGUACCUCGCCGAGCAGGACCGCCUCGCGACGAGCGCCUUGGAGUGCGGCGAGGAGGCGCAGGACGGCCCCUCGGGCCGCUUCGAGUACCUCUGCGGCGACCUCAGCUCGGACACGUCCCUCGUCGCGUCGACGACGUACAUCAUGUCGUGCCAGGUCUUCGUCCUGGACGGCGUCACGCUCACCAUCGAGCGGGGCACCACGAUCUACGCCAUGCCGGUCGGCAGCCCCGCCUCCGAGGCGCCCGCGCUCGUCGUCGAGCAGGGCGGCAGGCUGAUGGCCGAGGGCACGGCGGCCGACCCGAUCACCUUCACCGCCUUCAACCCGGAGGAGACGGACGACUCGACGGUCGUGACGGACACCGGCGCCAGCGUGGUGGGCACCGUGCUGGAGACCCGCGGCAAGUGGGGCGGCCUCAUCCUGCUCGGCCGCGCGCCCACCUCUGCCGGCAGCUACGCCUCCAACUUCAUCGAGGGCAUCUCGGGCAGGCCGUACGGCGGGUCCGACCCGGCCGACAGCUCGGGCUCGCUCAAGUACGUGCGCGUGUGGCACGGCGGCGCCGCCAUCGGCGCCGACAAUGAGAUCAACGGCAUCACCUUUGGCGGCGUCGGCUCGGGCACGACCGUCGAGCACUGUGAGGUCGCCUUCAACCUGGACGACGGCUUCGAGUUCUUCGGCGGCACCGUCAACGUCAAGUGGCUCUCGGUCCUCUUCGUGGGCGAUGACGCCUUCGACUCGGACGAGGGGUACCAGGGCAAGGGCCAGUUCCUCUUCGCCAUGACCGGCGAGGACGGCAACCACGGCACCGAGAUGGACUCCAAGACGGGCGGCAACCUCAACUCGCAGCCCCGCUCGCACCCCGCCUUCUACUCGAUGACCAUCCUCGGCGGCGGAUCGGCCGCCUCGGGCGCCAACGCGGACGGCCUCAUGCGCCUCCGCGAGGGCACGGGCGGCAGCUUCGGCAACGUCGUCCUCGCGUACGGAUCGGGCAUCGGCGUCAGGAACGACGACUGCGGCAGCGAGAGCCGCGGCAUCACGCUGCUGCCCGAGCAGUUCCCCGACUUCCUCUUCUUCUCGCCAAACAACGUCAUCUACGGCGCCAGCACGCCCUUCAGCUACGGCUCGGGCGCGAAGACCUGCUCGAGCGCCGGCUUCGCCGCCCGCCUCGCCAACCCGGGCUUCGCGGGCGUCUCGGCCGCCUGCCUCGACUACACCUGCCUCGGCAGCUCCUUCAGCCCGCUGCCCACGGCAAGCUCGGAGAUGUGCAGUGGGGCAAUCGACUCGUCCACCGACCCCUUCUACGAGGGCGUCGCGUGCAAGGGCGCCUUCGCGAGCCCGUCGGACAACUGGCUGAGCGAGUACUCGUGGCUCGCCUGCGCUGGCAAGAUGGCCGGCUCCACCUGCGCCGGCAUCGCCCCCUCCCCCUUUGCGCAGCUGCAGUAUCGGACCAUCGCGCGCCUCGGCGGCGACGUCGACAGCGCGACCACCCUCUCGGCCGACACGUCGUACCUCCUCACGUCGCAGCUCUUCAUCUCGGCCUCGCUCACCAUCCCGCCCGGCACCACGAUCUACGCGAUGCCGACCGGCCAGGCUCCAGGCGAUGUCGCCCCGGCCAUCGUCGUCGAGCAGGGCGGCAGGCUGAUUGCCGAGGGCACGGCGGUCCGGCCGAUCACCAUGACCACCGUCCUCUCGGAGGCGGCGCUUGCCUCCUCGGAGCAGGCCCAGACAGACACCGCCAACCCCGGCCUCACCAACCUCGGCGAGCGCGGCAAGUGGGGCGGCCUCGUCCUGCUCGGCCGCGCGCCCACCUCCGCCGGCAGCUACGCCUCCAACUUCAUCGAGGGCAUCUCGGGCAGGCCGUACGGCGGGUCCGACCCGGGCGACAGCUCGGGCUCGCUCAAGUACGUGCGCGUGUGGCACGGCGGCGCCAUCAUCGGCGCCGACAAUGAGAUCAACGGCAUCACCUUUGGCGGCGUCGGCUCGGGCACGACCGUCGAGCACUGCGAGGUCGCCCUCAACCUCGACGACGGCUUCGAGUUCUUCGGCGGCACCGUCAACGUCAAGUGGCUCUCGGCCCUGUUUGUGGGCGACGACGCGUUCGACGUCGACGAGGGGUACCAGGGCAGCGGCCAGUUCCUCUUCGCCAUGGUCGGCGUCGACGGCAACCACGGCACCGAGAUCGACUCGAAGACGGGCGGCAACCUCGACUCGCAGCCCCGCUCGCACCCCGCCUUCUACUCGAUGACCAUCAUCGGCGGCGGCACCCGCUCCGCACGAGACUCGAACGCCAUCAUGCGCCUCCGCGAGGGCACGGGCGGCAAGUUCGGGAACAUCAUUCUGGCCAACGCGGGCGGGCAGCACACGGGCGUCGAGGUCCGCGACUGCGGCUC
This is a messenger RNA of Emiliania huxleyi CCMP1516, 5275 nucleotides long. RefSeq lists its product as hypothetical. The record is from RefSeq and is a predicted model, not a curated record. The transcript is spliced from 3 exons. The annotation marks the transcript as partial. Lineage: Eukaryota; Haptophyta; Isochrysidales; Noelaerhabdaceae.